CUUACCCUUCCCCCCACAUUCACCCUUAACCACCACUGCGAGUCAUCUCGACUGGGAUGGGGGUCGGUCAAUCUCGCGCCACUCUCGUUUCUCGAGCGGAAACCGCUAUGAAACAACUGGAGGUCCACCCUCCUGACCUGUCCGAGCUGGGUUGGGAUGAUUUCCAGGCGCUUGAGACUACACUCAAUGCGGACGGCUCGGUCAAGGACAAGGACAUGUUCCUGCACUACGUGAGGGGAUUCCAUCAGCGGCAACAGGCUGCGCCUGAUGGCGAGAAGAGGGGAGGUUACAAAGUGCAGGACCUACAUCGCCAGGUGACUGACACAUGGGCGUGAGGAAGUGACACCAUCCCAUCGAUGCGUUAUGUCUUGUGCUGUGUGUGUUGCGGUGCUUUCAGUCUGGUCUCGGGCGAGGCUGAUCCUGUCCCUCCCUCAUCGGCUGGGUUGCCCGAGUCUGGUUCCUCCCCUGUGGUGGAUGAGUCCAUCGUGGCAGGUGGGGUCAAGGGGGCGAUGCCGUCACCGAGGGCCUCAUGGGAAAGGGAAGAUGAGGGAGAUGACACAGCAGCAGCAGGAGGAAGGCAAGGCAGGUGAGGGCAAGGAGGGGUGACCGUUCCGUGCGUAUCGACGUGCGCACGAGUCAUCAAACGUCGAUACGUAUGAGCCAUCAUCUCUGCUGUGUGUGCAGUUUCUCGUGGAAUGGGAGGUAUUACUCGAAGGAGCUGAUCGCCGACAUGAAUGAUCCGGUGAGCAGACGGAGAGAGAACAGGCUGCAUACAUGCAUGGAUACACCUGCAUCCAUCCGUGCCGUCAGAGUAAAGAGAUGUGCUGGUCCGAAGCUGUCGGAGAGGGAUUUGGUGCUGGUCGGUAGCUCAUCGAUGCUGCCUUAUUAUUGUGGCGCUGGUGGAUGUGGCAAUGUCGAUUGAGCCACUGCAUCAACACCACAAGUGGUACAGAGUUUGCAGCCGGAUCUCACUGCCUGCCAUCUUACAUACAGGGCACGUGACUGCAUGGAUUGCCCAUGGCCAUCACUGCUCUCACUGCUCUUUUAUCGGCUUUCGGUGGCUAAUCUAUCUAUCGGCUGGCGCCCGGCCACGCCAUCGCUGUGUGCCAGGUGUUGAGUAGGCGAGUUCGGUGCAUGUGUGUCUGGACUGCUGAUGUCAGUGAGUGAGAGUGAGGCGAUGCGAUUCUCGAGGCCAUCCCUUGGUGCCCAUUGAAGGGAUCCACUCGAGGCCAAUGCAGGUGAACUCAAUCAACAUGCACACACUCACGCAAACCAUGGCGUCAAAUCAUCC
Molecule: messenger RNA, 1291 nt
Organism: Vitrella brassicaformis
Lineage: Eukaryota; Vitrellaceae
Source: the annotation of a GenBank genome assembly